CUAAAUCUUGGACUUUUAACCUAAAGUGAUGGAUCCCGACAAGGAGAAAAAGUUGGAUGGAGAGCGUCUGAACGACUGCGUGCUGGAAGGUUUACCGGAGAAACAAGAGACGGCAUAUCGGAAACCAGAGAUCUUGGAAGGACUUGACCCGCACAUUGCUUUGGCUUGUCUCCCAUCUCCGCUUCCCUCACCUCCUGCUGGGGUGGACAUAAACGACCCUCUCCAACUCGGAAUUCAUUACCACGACACGGGUGACAUGUCAAUCUCCGCGCACUAUCUCUCCAUAUCGGCUCGACAGGGCCAUGCUGUCGGCAUGUAUUUGUUUGCCAUGGCGCUUCGGCACGGCUGGGGAUGUACACAGGAUAUGCCAGAGGCCGUAAGAUUGUUUGAAAGGGCGGCCGGUAUCGUUUUGGAGGCUUUGCCUAGGUUGCAGGUUGAGGGAGCAGACGCGGGCACGGGAUUUGACUGGGGAAGCGGCGCUGAAGGACAGAUUGAAAAGAACAUAUUGCCGAGUCUUCCGGAAGCUGCUGAGGAGGAAUUUUCACGUAGGCACUCUAUCACAUUACCAAGUCAAUCGCCACCCCUUUCAAGAGCGGCCAGCUUGGAUCGUCUUCCUUCACAGUCUUCUGGAUCGUCGUCUGAAGGGGAAUAUAGUCCAGAGUCUCCACUUACGGCAACAUCCCCUCCGAUUUCCCCUACUACUCCAAAAUGGAAGCGGUUUUCCCUUGCGUCGCUUACGUUUCCAUCGCUUCGGCGCGCAUCCACAGGUUCUCCCAACGUACCAUCACCUAUUACGCUACAGAGCGAUGAUGCCAAUUCCCCCUCACCACCAUCUCCCUUGACCCGUCAAUUACGUGAUGACUCUAACCGCCGACGUGAUCAAUUUGUAGUAGCUCGUUCCUUUCUUCCGCUCCCACUUUACGAGGUCGGCGUGUGCUAUCAUCAAGGAUGGGGCGUACCCAAAUCAAAGUCAACAGCCCUUUACUACUUUCAACUUGCUGCUCAAUUAGGUGAUGCAGAUGCACAGGCAGAAGUUGGAUAUCUGUAUUUAAGAGGAGGAAACGGCGUGAAGCGGGAUAAAAAGCGCGCGGCGAGAUGGCUCAGAGAAGCGGUGAAGGGAGGGAAGCGAAUUGUGGGUGAGCAGUGGAUUUGGAAGGAAAAGUGGGCAGAGGGCGGGGAUGGUGGACAGCGCAAGUGGGGGAGACGCAAAAAGAAGCGUGAAAGCGCAGCCAAACCUGGUCUUGCUCCUUCUGGAUCAUGAAUUAUCGUUACCACCUAUUAUAAUGUUGUUUAUUUGUAAUUUUUAAUGUAGAUAGGUAUCUCAUGCUCAAAGUACUAUUAAAAUCCCAAAAGUCGCAAUUUGCUUUGAGCGGAACAAUGUUGAUGGCACAGUCAUGGA
Molecule: messenger RNA, 1399 nt
Organism: Spizellomyces punctatus DAOM BR117
Lineage: Eukaryota; Fungi; Chytridiomycota; Chytridiomycetes; Spizellomycetales; Spizellomycetaceae
Exons: 1
Coding region: 29-1261 (410 amino acids)
Molecular function (GO): protein binding
Source: RefSeq, a predicted model, not a curated record